UGGAAGGGGUGUCUGUGGAAGAAGUAGACACACGGAUAAUGAUGGUGAUUAUGAAGGUAAUGAUGAUUUCGCCAACCUUGGGGGAGGAUCCGUCAACGUAACGCGGCGCGCACACGCUCACUCACUUUGCAUUCGCUCUUCCUCCUUCAGCCGCGAUGCUCCCUCAGCACGAAUGAAGCCGCAGUCUGGAGAUGCUUCAUACACACACACACACACACACACGCAGCGCCUGGGCUGGAGAUAGGAGGAAAACGCUGAUAUUUCCUGUUCGUUUUGUUGGAUUUAAUUUGAAGUAUUUUCUCCAGCGGAAUCCGUCGCUGUGAAAACUCGAGGAUGCACACUUUAAACGCACGAGUGAAGAGCAGGCGGACCGAGGCCAGCCUGGGAGCGGAGAGGGAGCAUUUUGACAAACGGCAGCCCUGUAUCCUUAACACAACAACAGGGAUCAUUCUCGGAACUCACAGGGAGAAGGGGGCCUACACCUUCUGGUCCUACGCUCUGGGAUUCCCUUUGGCCAGCAGUUCCAUCCUCAGCUGGAAGUUCUGCCAUGUACUGCACAAAGUCCUACGAGAUGGACACGUCCUGCAAGACUGUAUGAGACAUCACAGCUCCCUUGUUGAAAUUGGGAAACUGUGGGGAAGCAACCUCCAUGACAGAUAUGGACAACUCGUUGUUCUGUAUACCAAGCUGCUUUGCACAAAAAUGGAGUUUCAUGCAAAGCACUCAGAAAUCCCACCGAACCUGGAGGUGACAGAUGAAGUCCUGGAGCGCACUGCAGGAACUGAUAUUAAUAAUGUGUUCCAGCUCACAGUGGAGGUGUUUGAUUACCUGGACGGAGAGCUGAAGCUGGCCGAGACAGUAAUUCGACAGCUCAACACAUCCAUCGCCAUCUCCACCCUCACAUCAGGCCAGUGUAGGCUGUCUCACUCAUCCAAGUUACCAGGACGCAGUCACCUUUACCACUUCAUCAAGCUGCUGUUCAAGCUGCAUGCCUGUCUCCCUGGAACUUUACAAGGACACCGUGAUCGUUUCCAUGACCAGUUUCACAGUUGUCGUUUCUUUGUCCCACAGCCUAAGACCUUCUUCAACAGAGCCAGAGACAUGAUGUACUUCAAGAGACUGAUCCAGAUCCCAAAGCUGCCUGAUUCCCCUCCGAAUUUCCUGCGCGCUUCGCUGGCCAAGCAUGUUACUGUGGUGGUGAUCCCUGAUGAGUAUGAACCGGAACAACAAGAUGAUGAUGAUGAUGAGCCCGAGCCACUCAUUGAGGUCAGCGACAUUGCCACAUCCAGCAUGCAGUCACAGCCACAGCAACUGGACAUAUUUGAUCAGACGUUUGGACCUCCAAAUGGAGGCUUCGAUGACAGAGAUUUGCAGAUUGAGAGUCUGAAGCGUGACUUGGAUUUGUUGAGAGCCGAGCUGGAGAGGGUUAAAGCAGAGGCUCAGCGAUACAUCACUCAGCUGAAGUCCCAAAUCAACAGUCUGGAGGCGGAGCUGGAAGAACAGCGUGCACAGAAACAACGAGCUCUGGUGGAAAAUGAACAGCUGCGCAUGGAGCUGGAGGCUACACGUCGCCGAAACUCGGAACAUGAGAACAUACAGUCUACCUUCAUUGAAGCAGAAAAGCGAGCGCAGGCCACUGAGCAGAGGUACAAUAAGCUGAAGGAGAAGCACACAGAGCUGGUGUCCAGCCAUGCUGAACUACUGAGGAGGAGUGCAGACACUGUGAAGAUGCUGUCAGAGACACAGCAGACUCAGGACGAUGUAGAGAGAACCAAACAGCAGCUGGCAUUUGAGGUUGAUCGAAUAAAACAGGAAGCUGACAUGAAGUUAGAAGAGCAGAAGUUUGAGAUGGAGAAGCUGAGGAGGGAGUUGAACGAGAAGCUGGCAGAAGUGACACGAAUCAAGGCAACUCUGCAGAGCAGUGAGACUGCUUCGGAGCAAGUGAACAGCUCUAUGACGGCUCUGCAGGCAGAGAAGGAGCGUCUGAUGCGGUCAGUGAGCGAGAAGGAGGCGGAGCUGUCCUCUCUGCGGCAGGCCGCGCAGGUGCAGCAGUCAUCGCUUCAGCAGGAGCGAGAUAGGAGCAGCAGGGAGCUGGGAGAGCUGCAGGGCAAACUACAGGAGAAGUCAAGUCAGGAGGAGAAGCUGAAGCAGAAGCUCCUAGAGGAGCAGUUUGCUCUGCUGCAGGGAACCAUCACAGAGGCUGAAAACAUCAUCCAGGAUGCUGUGGCUAAGCUGGAUGAUCCCCUACAUUGUACGAUUGCACCAGCUUCUCCAGAUUACCUCAUAAGUCGUGCAGAGGCCACCCUGGGCUCCUAAGACAAAGUGAAAAAGGGACAUGCGGAUUAUCUGGGUAACAUGAGGGAUGCUGGAGGGCUGCUCAGGGCUCUGACCCAAUUCUCCCACUUGGCUGCGGAUACAAUCAUUAACGGCACGGCCACUGCACACAUGGCGCCUACUGAUCAUGCAGACAAGCUGACAGAGAACUGCAGAGGCUGUGCCACUGAGAGUCUGCAGUUCUUCCAAGAUUUGAAGUCCAAGACCUCACUCCAGAGGGCAGACCCGGCCUCAUCCGCUUAGUUGUUCAAAGAUCCUGAACUUGGGCCAGAGCUGCGUCCUAAAGGCAUGGAUGUUCGUCAGGAUGCUGGUGAUUUGGUCGAAGAAAUGGCUGCAACAUCAGCAGCUAUUGAAGAGGCUGUUCGUAGGAUUGACGAAAUGAUGAAUCAGGCACGAAAAGACACCUCAGGGGUGAAACUGGAGGUUAAUGAAAGAAUCCUGUACAGCUGCACCGACCUCAUGAAGGCCAUCCGCAUGCUGAUCAUCGCAUCCACGGACUUGCAGAAGGAGAUAGUCGAGGGAGGAAGGGGGGCAGCUUCAAUGAAGGAGUUCUAUGCCCGAAACUCUCGCUGGACUGAGGGACUCAUCUCGGCUGCCAAGGCUGUGGGAUGGGGAGCCACAGAGAUGGUGGAGUCCGCUGAUAAGGUGGUGCUGCACACGGGGAAAUAUGAGGAGCUUAUUGUUUGCUCUCACGAGAUCGCUGCCAGCACAGCACAGCUGGUCGCUGCCUCAAAGGUGAAGGCAGACCGUCACAGUAAAAAGCUGCCGGUCCUCCAGCAGGCUUCUCGCCAUGUGAACGAAAUGGCAGCUAAUGUAGUGGCUUCAACAAGGACAGGCCAGGAGCACCUGGAGGAAAAGGAUACCAUGGACUUCUCUGGUUUGUCCCUCAUCAAGCUGAGAAAAGAAGAAAUGGAGUCACAGGUAAGAUGUGCUGAGCUGGAAAGUAGCUUGGAGAACGAGCGGCUGCGUUUGGGUGAGCUGAGGAAGAAGCACUACGAUUUGGCUGGAGUUCCUCUAAAUGAGGUUCCUGAGGGGAACGGUGACACCUCCUCUUUGUCCAAUCCUGCCACCAUGUCACCAAGCAGCAAGCCGGCUAUAAUGAAAAAACCUACACUGGCCCAGAAACCCAACGUACUAGCCAAAAGCCCGUUUAAGUAA
Notolabrus celidotus (New Zealand spotty) is the source of this 3492-nucleotide messenger RNA. RefSeq names its product huntingtin-interacting protein 1-related protein-like. The record is from RefSeq and is a predicted model, not a curated record. Gene Ontology annotation, cellular component: actin cortical patch; clathrin-coated vesicle. Lineage: Eukaryota; Metazoa; Chordata; Actinopteri; Labriformes; Labridae. Gene Ontology annotation, molecular function: actin filament binding; clathrin-cargo adaptor activity; clathrin light chain binding. Gene Ontology annotation, biological process: actin filament organization; clathrin coat assembly; endocytosis.